Molecule: messenger RNA, 4863 nt
Organism: Danaus chrysippus (African queen)
Lineage: Eukaryota; Metazoa; Arthropoda; Insecta; Lepidoptera; Nymphalidae
Source: the annotation of a GenBank genome assembly
AUGGAUUUUGGGACCCCUCCUCCAAACAUGGGAAUGCCUCCACCCGGCAUGGGAGGACCUAUGGGUCCACCAGGUCGAAACAAUAUUCGCCAUAACUUUAGGCCUUUCAAUUAUCAAAUGCGAUUUCCACCACAGGGUCCUUUGAACAUGACUCAAGAUGAUUUUGAUGGUAAACGUUUACGUAAAUCAGUUAUGCGUAAGACUGUAGACUAUAAUUCAGCUAUUAUAAAAGCUUUAGAAUGUCGCGUUUGGCAGAGGGAUUGGCGGGAUAGGCAUGCGUUACAACCGGACGCUAUGUACACACCUGAUCUAUUACCACCACCUUCGUACCCAGAUAAUCCAAUAAAUGCUGUAACCACACGAUUUGUAAAGACUGCCACUAAUAAAAUGAGAUGUCCAAUUUUUGCUGUUGCUUGGACACCUGAAGGACGGAGAUUAAUAACGGGAGCUUCUUCUGGGGAAUUUACUUUAUGGAAUGGUCUUACAUUUAAUUUUGAAACUAUUUUACAAGCACAUGACUCUCCAGUCAGAUCCAUGGUUUGGUCUCACGGAGAGGGCUGGAUGGUAACAGGAGACCAUUCUGGCUUCAUAAAAUAUUGGCAGAGCAACAUGAACAAUGUUAAAAUGUACCAAGCCCAUAAAGAAGCUGUUAGAGGUAUAAGUUUUAGCCCCAGUGAUGCCAAGUUGGUAACUUGUUCCGAUGAUGGAACAUUGCGCAUAUUUGAUUUCUAUAGAUGUCAAGAAGAGAGGAUAUUAAGAGGCCACGGUGCUGAUGUAAAAUGUGUACAGUGGCAUCCUACAAAAGCACUUAUCGUAUCAGGAAGCAAAGAUAACCAGCAACCGAUAAAAUUGUGGGACCCUAAAUCUGGUACCGCAUUGUGUACUCUUCAUGCACACAAAUCAACAGUUAUGGAUUUGAAAUGGAAUGACAAUGGAAACUGGCUAAUAACUGCAUCUCGUGAUCAUUUGUUAAAGCUCUUUGAUAUUCGUAAGUUAGGCACGGAAGUGCAGGUAUUUAGAGGUCAUAAGAAAGAAGCAUCAAGUGUUGUAUGGCACCCAACACAUGAGGGACUGUUUUGUUCUGGUGGUUCCGAUGGAUCUAUUUUAUUCUGGAAUGUAGGUACUGAUAAAGAAGUAGGGUGUAUAGAAGGUGCACAUGAAUCAAUUGUUUGGACUAUGGCUUGGCAUCCGCUCGGUCAUAUAUUGUGUUCAGGAUCAAAUGACCAUACCUCUAAAUUUUGGACUCGCAAUCGACCUGGAGAUCAAAUGAGAGACAAGUAUAAUCUCAAUACGCUGCCACCAGGUGUACAAGACGAUAAUGACCUUGAAGAACCAGCAGCAAUCCCUGGAAUGGGUCCUGAAGAUAAAGUCGAUAUAUUCUCAUCGGACACUGACAAGGUCAUUCCUGGAUUAGAUUUAGAUACCACAUUAAUUCCAAUGGAAUUUGAGAAGAAAGUUAAAAAGGUGCCUUACAGCAAACCUAUUCCAAGGAAUUUCCAAGCCCAGUGGAAUCAUGGCCCAGCUGUAGACGAUGCAGCUGCCGAGGCCUUUACACAGGCUUUAGUUGAAUCUGUUCCGGGAGCUGUUCCACUGCAGCAGAUCAAUCCUUCGGCUAUCUUUAUAUAUGGUAAACUAAUACCAGUAGAACCUGGCUCAAAAUUAGAAAAAGCUAUAACAGAAGGUCAUGUUGCACUAAAGAGAUACAUAGCUACCGGUGAAAUUGAAGAAUUGGAUGAAAUGAUGGCCCAUCUGGAGGAGGACGCAGACGACGAUAACUUCCCUCCAUUUGAAUAUCCAACACAAGAGAAUAAUGAAAAUGAAGGUGAGAAAAGCGAAAAUGAAAAUGCGGAAAAAGAAAACUAUGAACAAGAAGAAUAUUUUAACAAUGAGAUGGAUACCAGUGAACAGAAUCAAGAAGAUUAUAAUAAUUAUGAUAAUGGUCCCGAUAUGUCAAUGAUGCCUCCCAUGGUCCCUAUGGGUAAUAUGCCACCGAUGGGUUUGUUAAGACCUCCAAUGAAUAUGGGACCUAUGAGACCGCCUUUAGGGCCGCCACCACUUCAUGCUAUGCACAUGCCACCACCACACAUGGGAGGCAUGCCACCGAUGGGUGGUAUGCCACCUAUGGGCCCAAUGGGAAAUAUGCCUCCAAUGGGCAAUAUGAACCAAUUACCGCCUUUCUCAGACAAUGGCUACAACAAAGGACACUUUGAGGGUGGCUAUGAAACUAACCAGUCAUUUUCACAAGAGAAUAGUGAAUAUAAUGAAGAAGAAUCGUUUGACCAAAACUAUGAAGAGGAGAAUUACAAUGAGGAAGAAGACGGUGAUGAUAGCUAUGGAAGAAAUCAGAGGUGGAUUGGCGGUUUUAGAGGCAGGGGUCAAGAUAGAGGUGUAAAUAGAGGUCGAGGUCACGACCGUGGCAGAGGUCAGGAUCGAGGUCGCGGUAGAGGUAUGAAUGGUUUCGGUCGGAACAUGCGCAGAGGAGGUCCACCUCGAGGCGUCACGUGGACACGCCGCGGUACAGGAGCUAAUAGGGUUUUCAGAAGGGCGAUACACAUCAUAAUUAUAAUGUUCCCGUUGGGAUGGUUGUGUGGUAUUCUGCUUGUAUCGAGCUGUUGGGCGAGCCAGUAUGAUAAUGGCGGUGAGAAAAACUCACUAGGCGUGACUGGAACCAGCGAAAAUACGACCGUCAGACUCGAAGCUAUAGAAGGAACUCUAUACUACAGAGUGAUUAAGGCUGAAAAAAGUCCUCAAUGGUUCCCAGAACGAGAGUUAAAGUUAGAUAGCUGUGUCAGAAGAGCUCAAUGCGAACCAUUAACCAAAACCACGUGCUUGGGAGUCAAGUUACCAUACAAUAGGACAAGCGUCCGUCUCACCUUUUACGACAGUCAGUACAAAAUACAAAACCAACUGGAGCAAUACAGGGAAUUGAUAAACGUUCCUAAAUGCUGGGCUGUAAUACAGCCGUUGCUAUGUGCUACGUUCAUGCCAAAUUGCGAGACAAUUAACGGUCAGGACAUGGUGCAUCUACCAUCGUACGAGAUGUGCAAAAUAACUAUGGAACCGUGUGCAAUUCUGUAUAACACCUCAUAUUUUCCGUCCUUUCUGAAAUGCAACGCUACAUUGUUCCCGCCGAAAUGCGAGAACGCUGCGAGAGAGAUGAAAUUCAACACGACCGGUAAAUGUUUACCGCCGCUGAUACACACGGACAAACGACAUCACUUUUACGAAGGUAUAUCAGGCUGCGGCGUGCCCUGUCGCGACCCUCUGUACACGGAGGACGAGCACGCACAGAUCCACCGUCUGAUAGCGUGGGGCGCGGGCUCGUGUCUCGCUCUCAACUUACUCACCGUGGCCACCUUCCUCAUAGACUGGCGCAGCGCUAACAAAUAUCCAGCACUCGUCAUAUUCUAUAUCAACGUGUGCUUCGCGGUAGCGUCCAUGGGUUGGCUGGUACAAUUCGGAGUGGGUUCGAGGGAUGAUAUAGUUUGCUCAAAAGAUGGCACUAGACGUCAAGGAGAGCCUUCAGCUGAAGAGAAUCUGUCUUGUGUUGUUGUCUUUGUUCUGGUUUAUUAUUUCAUGAUGGCGGCUUGUGUUUGGUUUGUGAUAUUCACGUACGCGUGGCACAUGAGCUUUAAGGCGUUGGGUAAAAUCCAAGAUCGUAUAGACAAGAAGGCUGCAUAUUUCCACCUGGUUGCGUGGUCCCUACCACUGAUACUCACUAUCACGACGAUGGCGUUCGGUGAGAUCGACGGUAACAGCGUGACCGGCAUCUGCUUCGUUGGUUACGUCAACCAUCCGAUGAGGGCCGCCUGGUUGUUAGCACCACUGUCAGUUGUAUUGUUACUCGGCGGUUAUUUCCUACUUAGAGGUGUGUUCUCGCUGAUAGCGGUCCGCGUGUCCAGCAAGGACGUGAUCUCUCCUCGCGCCUCCAACAAGAUCCGUCAGACGAUCACCCGCUGUUCGUUGACAGCGGCUCUGGUGGCCGUCUUCAUCUGUGUAACGUUCGCGUGUCACGUGUACGAGUUCAGGAACGCGGAUGCUUGGAAGGAAGCCUUCAAGAAUAACAUCAUUUGUCGCCUAGAGUCGUGGCGUGAUCCGUUACUAUCAGGUCGUGAGUGUUCUCAAGGCGCUCGUCCGUCUGUGUCGGUCUUACAACUACGUCUGUUGUGUUGCUUCGCGUCAGGAGCGUUAAUGGCCUCGUGGACAUGGACGCCCGUCGCCGCAGCCGCCUGGAGGAGAUAUAUGGCCAAGAAAUGUGGUUGUUCAGUAGAAGCUGACAUGACGCGUCGUGCUCAUAAACACGAGCUGAUAGCACGCGCGUACAGGCGGCGCAACGAGUUCAUUACUAGAGGGAGACUAUCAAUAUCGCUCGGAGGAUCUAGACAAGACCCCGUGGGCUUCUGUUUGGACAACUCACCCGCUGAUUACCCGGAAGACGCCAAACAUGAGAGUCGUAUUGUUCUCAGCGGUGAGUUAUCAUCGUCGUGGGCAGCUAACUUGCCUCGUUUCGUCCGUCGUCGCGACGCCCUCGUGCUGCCUCAACACGCGCACCACUCACACGACAUGUCCUCUACUCCGGAUCGCAGGAACUCACAAGACUCACAGAUCAGUAUCAGCCUUCGUCACGUGUCCGUUGAGUCGCGCCGUAACUCUCUCGACAGUCAACUGUCGGUGAAAAUAGCUGAGAUGAAAACUAAAGUGGGACGGCGUCGAACAAAACACAGUAAAGCAAAACGUAAACGAGCUUCAGUACGUAAAGAAAGCACUCCUUCUAUUGAAAGUCAGAUUAGUCGGUACUGGCUACAAGCGGUCGCAGCUAACACGGACCCCUCACGCGAAGAAGUCAAGUUUAGUUUUGACUAA